AUGCGCAAAAUUACAUUCGUCACAUUAUGUAAAGACAGAAUCCUCGAUCUCGCAACCGUGACGUCAGAAAGCGGACUUGAUUAAAGUUGAGGGCGCGACUCGCCAAAGUUUCGCGCGUCCAAACAAUUUCAGCGUUUUCGUCCCGCCACGAAAACAUUUUCUGGCAUUCUGUAUUUCCAUUUUCUUCGGAUUUUCCUCAGAACUGUUGGAUUCUGGAAGCCGAGUAGGUCGCCAUGCCGAGCGUCGAAUUGCGCGCGUUCACGACGAACAGCUGCCCAGUACGAUUGGUAAAAUUUUUUUAUUGAAUCGUCAAGUAUAAUAUAAAAAUUUCUGGAUUGAUAUUCUAACUGCCUGCGGCAUUUGUGAUAUGAUUAUUUCACUUGUGAUUGCUAACCUUUUUACCAUCUAAUUUUGUGUUUUUAUAACCGUUUUUGCGUGUUUUCUGACAUUACUUUAGGCGGUCCGAAGAGGGUAUUGAUUUUUAUCGUUUUCAGCAAAGAAAUCAUGUCUGGCUGGGACGCGUACAUCACCAACUUGCUCGAGAGCUCCGACGGCAUCAAGAAGGCCGCAAUCGUCGGCCUGGAAGAUGGCUCUGUAUGGGCUAGAAGCAACGACUUUAACGUAGGUGUUUUCUAGUUUUUGUUGAGAUUUAGGUCGGUAGUCAGGGGAUUUUGAUGUCUAACAGAGUGUGCGAGAGAUUCUGGACAUUCUCAUUAAUUUUCAUACCAAAAUCUCUCCAAGAAACCGCUUUUUCAACCUUUUUUAUAAUAUUAUCCUACAGGCCACCGACACCGAAUUGAGAACUCUCGUCAACAGCUUUAAGAAUAUCCAAUCCGUCCCACAAACCGGCUCCGACCUCGAAGGAGUCCACUACAUCGUUCCGCGUGUGGAGGACACUCUGAUCUUCGGCAAGAAGGGAAGCCAAGGCUUCUGCGCCGUCAAGUCCAACACUGCCGUGAUCCUGGCCGUCUUCGAAGGCGAAACUGGCGCCGGAUCCGCCACCCGAGUAGCCGUCGAGAAGCUGGCUUCCUACCUGGUCGACACGGGAUACUGA
Messenger RNA from Bursaphelenchus xylophilus (pine wood nematode), 1054 nucleotides. The record is from the annotation of a GenBank genome assembly. Lineage: Eukaryota; Metazoa; Nematoda; Chromadorea; Rhabditida; Aphelenchoididae.